Messenger RNA from Ostrea edulis (European flat oyster), 807 nucleotides. RefSeq names its product microfibril-associated glycoprotein 4-like. The coding region runs from base 1 to 807 and encodes 268 amino acids. The transcript is spliced from 6 exons. NCBI's taxonomy places the organism in Eukaryota, Metazoa, Mollusca, Bivalvia, Ostreida, Ostreidae. The record is from RefSeq and is a predicted model, not a curated record.
AUGAUGGUCCCCGGGAGGCUAGACAACAUCCGUACACUGGUUAACAAUGGUUACACAGUUCUUCGUGUGGAGUUGGAGGAGUUCCAGGAGUCUGUGUAUGCAGAGUAUGACAGUUUCUAUAUAGCAGGAGAGGAUGACAAAUAUCGGAUCCACGUAUCUGGUUAUAGAGGAAAUGCUGCUUUUAUUUCAGAGUGUGAAUGUGAUGCAGUUACGCCCUCUAAUGGCAACGUGGUGACUCACACUGUGAAACUAGAUGUCCAUAUGUUCUUGACCAACUGCAUGAACUCGACUGGACAUAUGUGGACGAUGAUACAGCGGAGAGUUGACGGAUCUGUGAACUUCUACAGAGGUUGGGCAGAAUAUAAAAGUGGAUUUGGAGACCUCAAGUCGGAGUUUUGGAUAGGGCUAGAAAACAUCCGGUUACUGGUUAACAAUGGCUACACAGUUCUUCGUGUGGAGUUGGAGGAUUUACAGGAGUCUGUGUAUGCAGAGUAUGGCAGUUUCUAUAUAGCAGGAGAAGAAGACAAUUAUCGGAUCUACGUAUCUGGUUAUAGAGGAAAUGCUGGUGAUGGGAUUUCAUUUCACAAUACUGCGCAAUUCACCACUUACGACGAUGAUAACGACAUCAACAUUUUCUUAAAUGAAGCUCAACAAUGGAGAGGAGCGUGGUGGUAUCACUCAGGGCAUUGGUCCAACCUGAAUGGAGAGUAUGGUAACAACAAACACGGAGAAGGUGUGAACUGGUUUACCUUCAAAGGAUGGUGGAAGUCUCUGUCAGCUACCAGGAUGAUGCUCCGUCGCACCUAA